CGCUACACUUUCAAUAUAUUGUAUGAGUAUAUUCAUCCCGCAUUGAACCCCUGGGAAAAUUUGUAGAAUUAGAGUCGAGGAUAAAUUGUGGUGAGAAAAAUGGCGAGAGUUGUUUACAGUUGAAGCGAAAAGCAACACAAAAAUAAAGAACAUUGUGUAAUAACCUGCUUGCACUAAUUUUGUUAUCAUGUCUACAAACGACAAUAUUACCGCCGUUUCAAAUGUCAAUACCAACAAUUCAAAUAAAACCGAAUCUAGCGAAAUCCAUGCUGUAAUUACUCGAAUUGAUGACGCAUCACCAAACCCUGGAUCUGAUGAUGUAGAAGAAAUGUGUUUAGAGGAUACCACAACAUUGGAUCAAAGUCAACCAGAUGUUUAUUCUCCUCCAGGAGAAGAUAAGCCAGUACCAAACAGUGACAUUGUAACUGGUGAAACUAUAGAAACAGAUAAGUGGGCAUUGCCAUCUACCAAAAGAAAUGAAAAGUCUUCUGAGGCUGAUAAAGAAGCAAACAAUAGCGAAGAUAAUGAAGUGUCUGGAGAUGAGGAAUUGAAAGUGAAAUUACCUCCCUCAAAAAAAGGCAUCUCUGAGAUGUCAGACUCUAAAGAUGACUCACAGAUGUCAGAUGUGUCUAAAUUUCAAAGUUCAGAAUCAGAAAUUUUGAAAUCGGAGACAAAUUCUGAAUUAACUGUGAAGUUACCUCCUAUAGAAGGGGAUGAACAAGAAUUGGCGACAAAAGAUGGUGCUACAUUACAGGAAUCAUUAAAACAAGAAUCUACAGAUUGUGUUAAUGAGCGUUCUCAGUCUCCUAUGGAUGACAAAUCUAGUUGUGGCUCUUUAGAGGGUGUUUAUCAAAUAAAAUGGGCAAAGUUUAAAGGCAAAGAAAUUCCAAUUAUCACACAGAAUGAAAAUGGACCUUGCCCAUUGUUGGCAAUCAUGAAUGUUUUAUUAUUAAAAGGAAAAAUUAAAUUCACUUCUGAUACCGAAAUAAUUUCCUCAGAACAAAUGAUGGCACAUCUAGGUGAAUGUAUAUUUGCUAACAAACCACAGAAUGCUACAGAGGUUGUGCAAUUAAAUUAUGAACAGAACAUGCAGGAUGCCAUGGCUGUAAUUCAUAAACUACAAACGGGUCUGGACGUUAAUGUUAGAUUUAAUGGAGUGAGUGAGUUUGAGUACACACCAGAAUGUAUAAUAUUUGACCUGCUUGGUAUAUCACUUUACCAUGGUUGGUUGGUUGACCCACAGAACCAAAGUGAGGUUACAGCCAUUGGUAACUGUAGUUAUAACCAGUUAGUAGAGAAGAUUAUUUCACAGAGAAGUUCAGAAAGUCAUCAACUAGUCACUGAAGCUCUUGUUGCAGAAGGUUUCCUUGAUAGGACAGCAUCUCAGCUGACAUACCAUGGCCUGUGUGAAUUGUCAUCCACAUUAAAACCAGAUCAACUUUGUGUCUUCUUUAGAAACAACCAUUUCUGUACAUUAUAUAGACAAAAGGAUGAAUUAUUUUUGCUGGUAACAGAUCAAGGAUUUUUACAUGAAAGGAAUGUGGUAUGGGAGACAUUAAACAAUGUAGAAGGAGACCAUUACUUUGUAGAUUCUGAAUUCCAUACCUAUACCAAACCUACACCACAGGAACCAGUCUUACCUCCUGAUGUGCCUGUUAACAGUGAUGAGCAAGUUAAUCAUGAUUAUUUAUUAGCCAUGUCUCUACAACAAGAACAACAAAUGUGUGCAGAACAGAUGGAAAUAGCUGAAGCUCCUCAACAACAACCACAACAUCAAAGAACAAAUUUAUCUGAUGCUGAAUUUGCUGCAAGGCUACAAGCUGAAGAAGAUGCACAAGCAGCCCAACAUGCUGCUCAACCACCAGCACAGCAGCAGGGCAACCAGAGAAUGCCACCUGGUGGUAGUCAACAGAGAUCUAGAGAUAGGGAGAGACCUAGGGAUAGAGAUAGACACAGAGAAAGAUCAAAGGAAAAAGAUAGUAACUGUUGCAUUUUAUGAUGGGAGUUUUAUACAGCUAGAUAUCAUUCAUCUCCUAGUCAUAAUGGGACAGAAAUAUACAAGGGAGAUAAUCCUAGUCUUCUAUUUGGAAAGCAGAGAUGGCUCAACAGUCUAGAAUCCAUAUAAAAGGAUCAUUGUUAACUUAUUGUGUUUUUAAUUGUUAUAGAGUAUGAAACAGGCAUUUGAAUUUGAUUACUAGAUGUAACUGAAAUGUGUGACUGCAAGACAUUAGUGAUUUAGUAGUUCUUUUUUCGUUUCAUCUGAGACAAAAGUCGCAAGUGGAUAUUCAUAGGUUUUCACUAUCAGGCAUUAGGUUUACAAUUGUGGAUAGCUGUGUAUUAUAUACCUAUGGUCACCUGUGAUAGCCAAAAUGUGUAUGGGUAUUGCCUAUGCCUAUGAGCUAGUUAUUUACUUUUGAUCUUGACCUCAUUUUCAUCCUCUUUGUAAACAAGAAAUAGUUCUUUUUAUGAGGUCUGUUGUUUUAGUGUCUAAACAUGAUAGGUUGAAAGAAUUUGAUAUUUGAUUUUUCUUUAAGGAAUAGUUGCACUCCUUUCCAGUUGUUUACUACUUUGAUGACAGCUUGGAUUUUUGUUUGUCAAUGUCAAAUAAUGAGAGGGGGUAUACUUUCUAUGAUAUGACAUGCAACAUUUUGUUGGGGUGUAGAUUUAUUGUAAAGAAUAUAAUUAUGUCU
Messenger RNA from Mytilus californianus (California mussel), 2690 nucleotides. RefSeq names its product ubiquitin carboxyl-terminal hydrolase MINDY-1-like. Gene Ontology annotation, molecular function: cysteine-type deubiquitinase activity; cysteine-type carboxypeptidase activity; K48-linked deubiquitinase activity. Lineage: Eukaryota; Metazoa; Mollusca; Bivalvia; Mytilida; Mytilidae. The coding region runs from base 188 to 1999 and encodes 603 amino acids. The record is from RefSeq and is a predicted model, not a curated record. The transcript is spliced from 9 exons. Gene Ontology annotation, biological process: protein K48-linked deubiquitination. Gene Ontology annotation, cellular component: cell periphery; cytosol.